AGUAUUCAAAGGUCUAGGAUGACAUCUGGUGUAUUGACUAUAACCAGCCUUAAAUCUGGUUACUGCCGUUUGGAACGUGCCGCUGUAAACCAGUUUUAAAAAGGCUUUUCCUGUUAAUUCACGGCUCACUGUGCCUCUUGUUUCAGAGGGAAGAAAAGCUGAGUUAGUAAUCUCAAUGGACGCAAUACUGAAUUACAGGUCAGAAGACACUGAAGAUUACUACACGCUCCUGGGAUGUGAUGAACUGUCUUCGGUUGAACAAAUCCUGGCAGAAUUUAAGGUCAGAGCCCUGGAAUAUCACCCCGACAAGCAUCCUGAAAACUCCAAAGCUGUGGAGACUUUUCAGAAACUGCAAAAGGCAAAGGAGAUUCUGACUAAUGAAGAGAGUCGAGCCCGCUAUGACCACUGGCGAAGGAGCCAGGUGUCGAUGCCAUUCCAGCAGUGGGAAGCUUUGAGUGACUCGGUAAAAAUGUCAAUGCACUGGGCUGUCAGAAGUAAAAAGGAUCUGAUGCUGGAAGAAUCUGACCAGACUCAUACCAACAAGAUUGAAAAUGAGGAAGGGAACGAGCAAAGAGAGAUAAAGAAAGAGGAGCUGGAUUCAACCACAGAGAAAAUGGAGCAAAAAGAAUCUGAGUCCCUGGAGAAGUCAUUCUCCCCACAAAAUCCAGAUUCUCCAGGUUCUUCAGAUGAGAACCGCUGGCACCUUCAUUUCCGCUGGUCUGCAGAUGCUCCCUCAGAACUCCUGAGGAAAUUCAGAAACUAUGAAAUAUGAAAUGUCCCUGCUCCAGGAAUGAGAGAGCGCAAGACCAUCUCCUGUGCUGCCAACAAGCAGUCUUAGUUCAAAUCUUAAAGAUGUUAUGUUUAUGUGUCAGGUUUGUGAAUCGCUGAGUACUGAUUGCUUCCUCCAUCCUUGAACCCAUUCUCAGGAUGUGUUAGUUAAAUGAGAAAAAUUUUAGAUGUUUCUUUUAAUAUUUAAAUAAACUAAGGCUCUUAGAUUCAAAGUAGCUUGUAUUAUGUGCAUUUCCCUGUUAAUGUUAUUUAUAGAAAUCUAUCUAAAAAGAUCUAUCUCUGUAUUUAAAUAUUUCAUUGAUACACCAUGAUCUUUAUUAGUGCUGGAUGUACAAGAAAUGUUUUCUGACUCUUGACUUAAAAUGAAAUGUGAAAUUACUUGUCUAAACCCUAUAGAGUGAAAUAAACAAUUUUCCCAAAGUUCAUGAUGAAUUUAUAA
This is a messenger RNA of Ceratotherium simum simum (southern white rhinoceros), 1228 nucleotides long. It is a transcript of the gene DNAJC12, whose product is annotated as DnaJ heat shock protein family (Hsp40) member C12. The record is from RefSeq and is a predicted model, not a curated record. Lineage: Eukaryota; Metazoa; Chordata; Mammalia; Perissodactyla; Rhinocerotidae. Gene Ontology annotation, cellular component: cytoplasm.